CACGAUGAUGUCCCUAAGGAACCUCGCCCGCAGCGCCCCGCGGUCUGCUGCUCGUUUCUCCACCAAAGCCGUUCGCCCGCAAUCGUCACUGCGACAGGCUUUCCAGCCAGCAGCAUGGGCUGCUCCAAUUCCUCGUCUCACAGCAUCUUUCUCCAUGUCGGCAGCAAGGAGAGAGGACUCUGGUAUCAAUGAGGAACUCGUCGCGAAGCUUCAGAGCGAGAUCUCCAUGGAAGAGGGCAUGAAGGAGGACGAGGACCUCUCUCACAACAUCAAGGAGUACCUUGAGAACAGCCCCUUUGAGAUUGAGGACAAAGCCGGCAACCAGGAAGUAGUCCUUACCCGCACAUUCAACGACGAGAAGAUCCGAAUCACCUUCACCACCGCCGACCUCAACAGCAACCUGCCCGGCGAGGACAUGGCCGAAGACAGCGCCAUGUAUGACGACGCCGACAUGGACGUACAGUCUGGUGGCGCCAACACCAAGGGUGCCAUCAACCAGGGCAGGACACAGGAUGGAAACAUUCGCGUAGCCCCCGAGGACCGCAUUGCUCCCGCCGACCGUGAGGAGCUCGAGGACGACUACGAGAAUGAUGGCGAACAGCAGGGCUUCCCUGCUCAUGCCAGCAUCCGCAUCGAGCGUCCCGGAAAGGGUGCUCUUGCCAUUGAGGCUACCGCUCAGGACGGUGACUUCCUCAUCGAGGACCUCUACUACUUCCCGUCCGCUGACCUAGCCGACCCUGCCACCGCUGAGAAGGACUGGUCAAGACGCGCUCUCUACACUGGCCCUCCUUUCAGCAACCUCGACGAGGACCUCCAGAUCCUCCUUGAGAAGUACCUUGAGGAGCGUGGCAUCAACACCCGCCUCGCAUUGUUCAUCCCCGACUACAUUGACCACAAGGAGCAGAAGGAGUACAUCAAGUGGCUCAACAACGUCAAGAACUUUGUCGCAUAGGUGCAUAAUUUUCAAAAGCUCUCUUGUAUGAACCUGUAACGUACCUCAACCUUUGAGCGAUCUGGGGGCGUUUGCAGGAGUGUAAAAUAGUUGGUGAGAUUUCUCUCCCUAAACCGUUCUCGGCCGUAUGUAGUACCGUCUUGCAGGCAGUCUACAGAACGCGAGACCAACGAACAGAGUACUCAGUGCUCCAGGUUGAUCAUCUCGAACGGUCCUUACCAGUUCCACGAUUCCAGCCAUGUAGUUGCACGCUACGAGAACCACGACCCAGAUAUUAUCAAAAUAUUAAAUAGACGCAUAACGCGCUUUUCCACUCCAAC
Alternaria alternata is the source of this 1272-nucleotide messenger RNA. RefSeq names its product mitochondrial glyco protein. Bases 5 to 952 code for a protein of 315 amino acids. The transcript is spliced from 4 exons. Gene Ontology annotation, cellular component: mitochondrial matrix. NCBI's taxonomy places the organism in Eukaryota, Fungi, Ascomycota, Dothideomycetes, Pleosporales, Pleosporaceae. The record is from RefSeq and is a predicted model, not a curated record. Gene Ontology annotation, biological process: cytosolic ribosome assembly.